Molecule: messenger RNA, 483 nt
Organism: Plasmopara halstedii
Lineage: Eukaryota; Oomycota; Peronosporomycetes; Peronosporales; Peronosporaceae
Exons: 3
Coding region: 1-483 (160 amino acids)
Source: RefSeq, a predicted model, not a curated record
AUGGAAUCAGUAAGAGAUAAGCGGAGAUUUCCGCUACAUGGCAUCGUGGCUGUCGCGCUUAAUGCUACACACAGCCCUCACUCCAUCGCACGACAACGCGAGCGGGCACACGAACUAGCACAGAAACAACGAGCAGCGGUGACUCAAACUCUAUUAGCGCGCUUUGGAAAAGAAGGGCCUUACCAUGGUCAUCGAUUGCCUACGAGCGAUACGAGAGUCAUCAUUCGCGUAUCUCGUCUCCUGCAAGACAAUGCAUUAACAGAGAACCAAGUGACCAUUAUUAUCGCAGCCAUAGCUAAGAAACAAGUGGCUGAGGCAGCUACAACGGGGACCGUACGCUCGCGUACGGCACUACAGCCAAAUUUCGCUCACAAAUUUCGACUCGGGAUCUAUCAGAAGAGUCAAGUUCGACGUCGCGCUCGCCGAGCUCUUCUCGUGAGUGCUGGACUGUGUCAGGGGGUCUUUCUGCGUCAGCACAGAUAG